UGUUUCUCGACUCCUGUCCGUUUCGGUGAUUCGGAUAGGAAAAGGCACCGAGCUGCUGCUGCUACAGCCUACAGUACGAGCACUCGUACUUCCCUUUCCCUUUCUUCGCACUCCCUCUAAUCUCUCUUUUCCUCAACCUUCAACCCCCAUCCCCCCCUUCCCCACGGUCAAACCCUAGCAAAUUCAAAGUCGGUCUUUCUCUGCCUCUCUUAAAUCAGAUUCUCAUAUAAUAUUAAUUUUUUUUUCUUUCUCUUUCCUCCCUCAAUCCCUUCACACCGGGCAAAGCGAAGUAAUCUUUCCUCGGGCCCUACUCCCGCCGCGCGCCCUUGCCCUCAUUUGCACCUCCCUUUUCUGCCGUCCCCCUAGUCACACUGGUCAACAACACACUGUUCCUGCAUUGAGCUGCCCUCCCACUGCGCAACCGGCAUCUCACGAGUGAACGAGUCCUGUCUUUGAAAGCACAGCUUCGCACAUUCGUUGCCUGAAUAUCACACCACCACGGGUGGCCGCUCAUCGCCCCUGAGCAACUUUGUUUCAACACCAACCCUAAAUCACACGAUGAAGCAGAUAUCUGCGAUCUUGUUGACUGCUUUGGCAGGAUAUGUUCAUUUGUCCGCUGCCACAGGUGAUGCUAUCUACCACGGGUGUUACAACAGCAGUGGCUCCCUCCAGACGAAGGGGGAUGAUGAUUUUCAGUCGCGAGGAAAAUGUAGGGAAACUUGCGUUAAGCCGCCGGGCUAUUCGGUGGACGAUAGCAAGUGCAAACAAGGAUGCCCUGGUUUUGAGCAGGAAACUUGUGGUACUCGCUUGGGUGACUAUUUCUCGGUUUAUUUGUCUGGAUUGGAGGAGAACCCUGAUCAAGAUCCUGUUUCGUCCUCGUCAUCAAGUUCGCCUACUUCAACAGCAGGAGGUGGAUCUACCACUUCCCACCCCACAGCUACUCCCACCUCGGAUAAGAGCGAAUUCCCACCAUCCCCACCUCCAGAGCCUAAAAAAUCUGUCGACAAAGCUAGCGUUGCUGCUGGGGUAGUUGUGGGUGUGUUGGCGGUGUUGGCGGUUGGGCUGGGACUUUUCUUUUUCAUCAGACGGAGAAAGAGACAGCAAGUCGAGGAGGAGUACAAGAGGUCAGUAGCAGCUAGGGAGUUUGCGAAGAAACCUCAACAGGACCACCGACUCGACCCUGUUAUGAUCCAGAGGAGAGACAGUGUUGGAAGCAUUGCGGAUAAUCAGGACUAUUCGAGGAGAAUUCUGAAGGUCACAAACCCAGACGACAGGUAAAAGUUCUUUAACGGCAAUGAUAAUUGGAGUCGUGGUCCUCAAGUCUUGAGAGACACGGAAUGGUCUGCUCUUUCCUUUGUACCUUUUCUUUAGUCCCAUUGCCUUUUGCUUUAUAUUCAUCUUCUCGGUUGCCUGUCAAUAUCAAUUUCCGCGUUAUAUAACGUUUUCGAAGGUUGUCAUGGGCAUCCGCAAACUGGUGGGUAUGAUCGGAGGCAUUCAAAUCAAUGCGGUUUCCCCUCCUUUUGUUUGGGUGACGGGAUUAGGUGUGAUUGGGGAGCAUUGAGGAGGCCGGAGGUUAAAGGGACAAAGUAGCUGAUCGUGCCAAAACUCUUUUAUUUACUUUGCUUCUUCCGUUCCAUUUUUUCUUUUAUUCUCUUAGCAUUCUCCUUUCUUUGUAUCGUCGGUUUUUCUAUGUUCCCCUCUGUCUUUGGUUCCUGCUUCUACUUGAUGUCGUUAUUUCCUUGUAUUACCUUUAUUUCUUCUUU
Molecule: messenger RNA, 1763 nt
Organism: Tuber melanosporum (Perigord truffle)
Lineage: Eukaryota; Fungi; Ascomycota; Pezizomycetes; Pezizales; Tuberaceae
Exons: 6
Coding region: 559-1278 (239 amino acids)
Source: RefSeq, a predicted model, not a curated record